UGGUGGAAGGUGGUGGCACGUAAAUGAACACGAGUUGUUUAUAAGUUAUAACUAUUUCUAGAUUAUCGUAGACGCAAAAUACGUCAGUGGUAAAGCAAAGCAGAUAUUUAUCGCGAAACGUCACUGGCCUUGCCGCUUAAUCGCAGGGUUAUCAGGAGUGGCAUAAUUAUGCAUUAAAUGAUGAGGUGCACUUGAAUGGUAUAACUAAAAAGUUGCGAGGCAAUAUCUCUUUGGCCGAAGAAAGAUGCGAUGUUUUUGCUGAGUAGAGUGACUUCAUGGCUGAUAUGCGUUACACAUCUAUGUCCCGUGAUCUUUCCAACGAUUCGGUUUCUACUGUCCGAAUUCCCGAGUAUGGAAAUUUGGACUACCCGGAUAAAUACUUCACUCAUGACACGAAUUCUCUCAAUGGCCCAUUACUACCGAAUAACAUAAACCUCGUAGACAAGGUUUCUAAGGAGCGGAAAGACCACCGAGAAAAAUUCAAGGUGUACAGGAAAUACUCAGAAUUGGCGCCACCCACUACUCAAAAUGGCUACGAUAAUUUUGGGAAUUCGGUGUCUUGCAAGUCACAUUCUCUACCAGGAAGAUGUAACAGUAACUCAGCGGCAAUGAAAAAUAUAGUCGCUCUAAAUGUUCAACCAGAAGACUUGGCUUCUCAAUUGACUUUGUUAGACCUGAGCGUUUUUAAAUCGAUUCGAUCGGAAGAGCUUUCGAGUUGUUCUUGGAAUAAGAAAAACAAAUUGAUAGUUGCUCCGAACGUAGUUGGGUUUACUCGCAGAUUUAAUCAUGUAAGUUUCUGGACUGUUCAAGAAAUCUUGAACGCCCCGACCCCGAAGCAAAGAGCAGAAAUCUUGGCUCAUUUUAUCAGAGUUGCGAAACGAUUGUACGAGUUGAAUAAUCUGCAUUCCUUAUUUGCGAUAACAUCAGCUUUGCAAAGUGCUUCAAUUUACAGGUUGAACAAAACUUGGGCUUGCAUUUCGAAAAAGGAUAAAGCAACUUUCGACAAACUGGCGGAAGUAUUCAGUGACAAAAAUAACUGGAUGAACUUGAGAGAUCACAUGGAUUCGAUUAAAUUACCGUGCAUUCCUUAUUUGGGUGUAUUUCUCACUGACCUUGUGUUCAUAGACAUGGCUCAUCCUGCCUCUAGAAAUGGAGACAAUUGCCAGAGGAUUCUAAAAUUUGAUGCCGUGUUAUCGAGAGUCAAGAUGUUCCAAGUGAGUGAAUAUCCGGGAAUAAUUCCACUUCCUGAUGUUCAGCAGUAUUUAAACAGCGUUCGCUAUAUUGAGGAGUUACAGAAAUUUUUGGAGGAUGAUCAUUUUAAAUUAUCAAUGAAGCUUGAGCCAAAUUCUCCAGCGCCGUCCUCCAGUAGUAGUAAAGAAUCCGUGGGAGACGUAACAGGGGUCGCAGCACUUUCUUUAUCACCUGCUAGAGGAUGUGCCGGAUCUCUUCGCUUGCAUGCCGCUUCCGCCGCGACUAAAUUUGUACCUGGCCAUCGAAAAUGUAGAAGUCUUGGUACAAAAUUUCGUAGUACGAGUCUUCCUCGCAACUUCCAUAAACAACGAGGCAGAUACGGAUCGAACUUGACAACUUCUGGUAUUUUCGGGAAACCAACUGCUCUGCCUUUGGAGCAAAGUCAGUUAACGGUUCGUCAUCUUUUGGAUGAUUCCGUCCUGGAAGAACCUCACUUGUUAACUCAGAUUUUGGACUUGGACCAAAACUCGCCUGGAUCCCCUGCAGAUGCUGUAAAUGAAGAUUGUAGUUUGCUCUCUAGAACUAGAACGUUAACAGUAUUACCGAGUGAUAUCGAUGGAUCUGCAGAACCUUGCUGUUCUAUGCAAGGCUUAUUAAGGCGAAAAGUUAUUUUAAGAGAUGGUCGCAAGCCAGCAGUUUCCACGUGGCAGAGAUAUUGGGUGCAAUUGUGGGCGUCUACGAUCGUUUAUUUCUCCUCUAAAUGUUUCAAAGGGAACGAUAGAUCUGAUUUUAAGAGAGAGCCUCAUAAAAUGGUAUCUAUUUUCGGAUGGAUCGCGGAACCAACGAACAAUUCUAUUCGUCCUGACACGUUCCUUCUCACAGAUCCUUUGAAAGGUAAUGUUUACAAAUUCAGGACUUCAUCGAGCGAGCUUGCGGAUCAAUGGCUAAAGGCAUUGCGUGCGACUGUUCGGGGUGCGACAGAAAAGAAACCGAUUCCUGUAAAUCUCAUGUCGUUCGAGUAAGUUUUACUAAACUUGAUUUUCCUCAUAUUUCGCAAAAAGUGGACCGACGAAUGACAAUCCCUGUCAUUCAGUACUUCUGUCUUCCACGUAUCAACUUCAUCUAAAUUCCUGACGCAUCCGAAUUGCGUCCUAAACGAAGAAUGAUGCAUAUCAAACAGUUAUAAUAUCGAUUUAUUCGCAAUGACUUCAUCUUUUUCAUGUUUGCGUAAUUUAUCCGUCGAAUGGUAAAGCAAUAAUCUUCGCUUAGAACUCGUAUUAGACUGCUCUCUAUAGAAUUUUAAGAUUUGUGGACUUUUCUAUAUCUAGAAACCAAAUUUUACAACGGAAUACGAUUUUUUUUAUCUUACUUUCGUUUUAUUUUCUCGAAUAAUUGUGCAAAAUCGCAGCUAAAUAACGUAAUUUGAUCUAUUUUCUUUUACAAAUUCCAUUUUCUUUACUUACUUCUUAAUCCUUAGGGAAUAAGUGUGUGUGUGUGUGUGUGUGUUUUGUUGUACAAUAUGUUUAGAUGAAAAAGCAAAUAGUAUUUGUAUUUUAGUAAAUUGUAAGUUUGUAAUACUGAUCAAAUUUCAUGUUUCUAAAUUUUAUGGCUCUUUUGCAGGUAAUUUGAAUUUUAAAAUUAUGUAAUGUGUUGACAAACAUGAGUGGGGAAUGCAAAUUCAGUACAAAUGAUUUUUGUAUUUAAAAAUGGUUUGAUUGCUUUUGAUUUGGAGUGUUGAAGAAAUGCGAUACGUGAUCGGAAUGCAGUACACAGAACUGUUAUUUAAAUAUAACGAAAUGGAGUUCAAACCUUGCACCGAAUACACUGAUUAAUAAAUAUAUAGAAUAAUUUUUUGGGGAAUCGAAUAUUCAGUACCACGAUAAGCUUCUGGUUUAGGCGUUUAUAAUUCUUAAUAUGGUGCCACAAAACUCUUGCCUAAAAAGAUCUAGAAGAUUAGGAUAACAGAUGAAUGAAUGCAUGGUGUUUUGUGAAAUAUUGAAAUAUUUCUACGCUGAUAAUUUAUUUUUAUUUGAAGUAAUUUUUUUCAUUAUCAAUUUUUUAUAUAAUCACGGGUGUACUUUGUAUAAACGCGUAGAUUGCAUCCAUACACGCGCAAAUCUGUAUACAAUGAAAAGAAAAAGAGAAUACUCACACUCGAUUUUAUGAUCAAUUUUUAUUACUGCGAUUUUUGAUUGGGAAUUAUUGAAUAUUGUUAAAUUUGAAUAUGAUCUCAAAGAUGGUCUCUUGUUUUAAAUUUGCUAUGUUAAGGUUGUUACCUUGAAUUGGAAAACUUUAUUUUAAGAUUUGAGAAACUUGUUCGUUGUGAGUUUUAUCUUCAAGUUUGAUAUUUAAAAUCGAUUGACUUAAGCAAAAUUUAAUUCUUUAUUACAGUUAAGUUUUGAAGUGUGAAAGGAGUUAAAACCGAAAAAUUAUGAGAAAAAAAUGAAAUUCUUGGGAAAGAUUCUCAUGUCAAUGAAUUUAUUAUAUCUACUUCUUUUUCGGAUUUAAAUCUUUGUAGAAGAUUACUUUAAGGAUAAGAAAUUUGAUAGAAUGAACUAAGUCUCGAAGAAAAGAAAUUCAUAUCGGAGUCAUGCAAAUAAGACUAAGCAUUCGUCAGAAUGUGAUAUCUGAUAUAUUUCUAUACUCUUGGUGAACGUUGUAUAAUAUUCAUUGUUAGAUUACCGCCUUCUUUUGUCUUUUGCAUUUAAAAUAAGUCGGUGAAACUGCGAAAAUAAUUAAAUAAAUCUUCGCUCACAAAGAUUAAACCAUGCUCGCAAGUAGUUAAACCAUUUUAAUGAUAACUGCACGAUACUUUUUAAGCGACCAUAACUAAAUUAAUAUUAGCAUUUCGAAUGCCCAAUUAGAUUUAUUCAAAUACGAUCGUCGCUUUUUAUCUGAAAACGAUCCUCGAUUUUAAUUAAAUUCUAUUUUAAUUAUAUUUUUUUAUCAACGAAAAUUCUGAGCUAAAAUUUGUGUCAAUUAUCUGUGAAAAAAUCGGAUUAAGAAUUCAAUCAGGUGGAAGCGAAACGAAUUUUUUUACUUGUAUUUUAAUAUAUCUAUUAAGUCUUCAACCUAAGUCACAUGUUAGGAUCGCGUUACGUAUGUUUAUUUAUGCAAGUUCUACACAAAAAAAACACUUCGAGUUUUUCAUGACCAAAAAAAGACUGAGCACAUUCAGACGCACAAAGUUGUUGAAAUUUAAACUCAUUUUUCCAAUCGGAUAAUUAAGAAGAAUGAUAGAUGUCUCAUAAAAUAAUUCGGGGGAUACUUUGUGUGUCUGAAUAAGCCUGCUGACUGAUUAGCAGUGAUUUUUUUCUUUUUUUUUAUUAUCUGGAGAUGCAAAUUCUUACAGCAGUUGGCAGGACUUUGCUAGGCUUCGUCUGAUGUAAAUAGCGUUAAUUUAUGCGACUGAUUUUUCAUAAAUGAUACCAAAAAUAUACAUACCUAACUCCGACGGUUGCGUCCAGCUUUUUAAUCAUUAGUGUAACUGUAACGCAUACGUUGUGUAUGUCAAAAUGGUUGUGCAGUAAAAUGUUCAAGUAUUGUAUACCUUUAAGUGUGAAACAAAUUUUUUUCUCUUAAUUUUUACGCUACAUUUUUAGGAAAAACUGUCUAGGAAAAAAUUUCUAGGGUACGUUUUAGGAAAAAUUUAGAAUUAAUACAGUUAUUAAGGUAGAAAAGAUGUUCUCUAGUCUUUUCUGUGAGAUUGAUUUGUUCAUUUUUCGAUUUUAGUAUAAUUGUAAAAGCCUGUUUAAAUUCUCGCAAGAAAAAAAUUUAUGGAAAUAAUUUAUAAUUACGAAGGUAUACAAGACUUUUAAACGUUUUAAAAAGUUGUAAUCUUCGAUUGUGCAUAAGCUAUAUCUUAGUAUGGUGACGUUAUAAUUUUUCUUGUAAGAUGAAAUAAUUCAUGCCAUACUCUGUAUAAGCAAAACAUUUCAUACUGUUAUAAUAAAGAGUAGUGAAAUGUGAGA
Messenger RNA from Belonocnema kinseyi, 5162 nucleotides. It is a transcript of the gene RalGPS, whose product is annotated as ras-specific guanine nucleotide-releasing factor RalGPS1. Lineage: Eukaryota; Metazoa; Arthropoda; Insecta; Hymenoptera; Cynipidae. The coding region runs from base 276 to 2213 and encodes 645 amino acids. The transcript has 13 exons. Gene Ontology annotation, molecular function: guanyl-nucleotide exchange factor activity. The record is from RefSeq and is a predicted model, not a curated record. Gene Ontology annotation, biological process: positive regulation of GTPase activity; Ras protein signal transduction. Gene Ontology annotation, cellular component: plasma membrane.